UUUCGGAAGGGGUGACAUAUUCUGUGUGGCGAAACUUUGCUAUUAAAAUACAUAAAUAACAUGAGCGUUAUUAUUUUUUUAAACGUAAAUAUCAGUCAAUAACACAUUUUACUCCAAUACACUGUUGCUACUACUUUACAUAUUUGGGAUUCACAUCUGGUUUACUCCUGACGCCCCCCUCCCUUUGGCUCAGCUUGUGUGUACGAGGAUUUUCCUACAAUCAAAGCUGCAGGCUGGAGGCAGCGACGCAGCUCACUUUAGCUGUCGUCCCUCUUCAGACUUGUACUGCUGGGGACGCCAAACUGGCAACUGCGAGAAACUUUUAGAUGAAGUACUGAAAACACCCAUCUACCUCCACGGCCUUCACCAGCACUGCAGUCCAGAUGGGAGGCCACCAACUGCUCAUCGGCGUUGCCCAAAUGCACUAUCAGCCAUACACCCUGAAAUAAAAUGGCCACCCCUGACCUUUUUCUGUACAUGAACGCCCCGGAGCAGAGCUGCUUGUUACCAUGGUGAUCAUUUCUUCCAAAACACUGGAAAAGAAGAAGAGUGUCAAUGAUGUAACGUCCAAGAGUAUUGAGAGUUGGCUGAGUGAGCUCCACACCAUGAGCAGAGGGACAACCCUCCUCUCCUGUGGAGCCGUAGAGUCAGACAGAUGGCUGGACUCGGGGAAAAACUUUGCAAUCCAGCAGAGAUCUUCAUUUCAGGAGGAUUCCAGUCUGGAGAGCCUGUGGGAUGUGAUGCACGAGCCAGGCAGCCAGCACUGGUCCAACGAACCAGGCACCAUUACUAGUUUAAUAAGGGAUCUGAGUCUGAGCAACAGCGGUAUGAUCAGCACCCACAAGACGUCCGCCACUUCACAUUACACCACUACAGCCACGGGCCAAACUCCUGCAGCACCACCAAGUAAACGCCAGUGUCGCUCCCUGUCUUUCUCCGAUGAAUUCGGGGGGUUCCGCUCAUCCUGGAGGCCCCAAGGCUCCAGAGUGUGGACGGCGGUGGAGAAACGUAGGUGCUACAGUGGAGGAAGUGUCCGAGGAGGGGGGUGUCAUUUUCCCGCCAUGCAGCGCAGUUCCAGCUUCAGUUUGCCCUCGCGCUCCAGCCUCCCUUCAGAUGGACUCCUGGACCUGCCGAUUUUCAACCAGCAGCUGCCGCCCCACCCGCAGUUCACAGCCUCUCCAGUCUCCCCGACUUCGCCGUCUUCACACCACCGUCACCACUCCUACAGUCACAUUUCUCUCAGGCCUCUCUCCCUGUCCCACGAGCAAAUCAGCCUGACGGAGCUUCAGAGCGAAGAAGUGUCAGAGACCAGCUCUCCAGACUCCACCCCUGAGCUGGGGAGGCGAGUUGGGAAGGGAGCGGCGGGGAAGGGAUGCCUGAGCCGGAGCAGGUCCCAGCCCUGCGUGCUGAAUGACAGAAAGAUUGGUAUGAAGCGCAGAAGACCAGAGGAUGCCCAGGAGCAGCGUCCCUCCCUGGACUUGGCAAAGAUGACUCAGAAGCUCCAGACGUUUCAGAGUUUAAGCUGCCCUGGGUUCACGUCGGCUGACAGCUGCCAAUCAAGCCUGCCCCCGCCCUCCUUUGACACAGUCGGCCAAUCGGAGUCAGACUUCACAGCCGCGUCGGAACUGGGGUUAAAGGGAUGCCAAGAUGAGGACGAGGACGAGGAUUCGUCGUACGAGGAUCUGGACAGCGACUCUGCCUGCAGCGUGGACUCGCCACCCGGCUCCCCCGUUUGCAUCGUGGACAGUAAGCACGCCCUGUGGAAGGGCGACUGCGGGAUACAGAGAGACAUUUUUCAGCUGGGAGGAGAGCUGGAUCUCGAACAGAUUGAGAGAAACUGAAGUAAUAUUAUAGAUGGUAUGGCAUGGGUUGCAAAAAAUUUUUUAAAAAAGACCAAUUUUGAAAGGGAAAAACUGUUGGAAGGACUGGGAAGUGUGUUUGUAGUGACACAUUUGCCCUAAACAUUCUUAAAGUUUAAAUCAAAAUAGAUGUGCCCUUAGUUGUUUUUAUGUGUUGGGUAUUCGGUUUAACUCAGGAGUGGAAAAUUGAGGGUCAGUCUUAAAACGUCUCCAAGCGGCUUUUCUACUUUCGGAACUUUCCAAAGUCGAUUCACUUUAGGUUUGUAGAAGUGUAGCAGUAGCUGAGCUCUCCUGUAUCUGGCUUCUGCUUGAAAUCGGAGCGUUGGUGAAAAGAAACGUGAAAGACUUCGCUGUGCCUUUUCCUCCUCAGCUUUUGAAAUGUUUUUGUCUGAAUGUAGGCUCAAAAAGCUUUAUGGAGAGUUCAGAACAUGAAAAAAAAAGUGCCUUUGUUUGGAUGCUUGUUUGACUCGCUCUCUUCAAGAAAAACUUGCCACACUCAAAGCCACCUUCCUUGGCGUAUGUAUGCAAGUUGUUUGAAUUAAAACACUGAAUCUCGACCUUUGACUUCUAACAGCAGCAUGUAUUUUUCUACGUAUCGGUAUUUUUUCUUAAAUGAGCUGUUUGUGAAGGAGUAACAAUAUAUGGGUGUCUCUUGUAACGGAAUGGACUUGAAAUAAAUUUGCAACCCACACUCA
Molecule: messenger RNA, 2554 nt
Organism: Oryzias melastigma (Indian medaka)
Lineage: Eukaryota; Metazoa; Chordata; Actinopteri; Beloniformes; Adrianichthyidae
Product: protein FAM53B
Exons: 5
Coding region: 510-1841 (443 amino acids)
Biological process (GO): protein import into nucleus; positive regulation of canonical Wnt signaling pathway
Cellular component (GO): nucleus
Source: RefSeq, a predicted model, not a curated record